Amoebophrya sp. A25 is the source of this 3716-nucleotide messenger RNA. Lineage: Eukaryota; Dinophyceae; Syndiniales; Amoebophryaceae. The record is from the annotation of a GenBank genome assembly.
GCUCAAGAUUGGACAUCAAAACGACAUGAUGUGUCCACACCCCGGUUCAGUAACCUCCACAACCAGCUCGUUAUAGCCUGGAAUCAUAGGGACAGCCCCCGACCCGACAAACCGCUUUUCAGACCAUACGCAUGGCGCACGCAAAGCAUGCAGCGAAAUUUUUCUACACCCAGUUGAGCGGUCGACGAGUCUAGUAGAACUGAUUCUAAUGAAUAGAUAAGGUGCUCUCGUGCAUAAUCAUGAUUAUCCUUCGACGUAGUUAUCACCAUGCGUAUAGUAAAAGCUACCGCGUCAAUCGCCAUUGGAGCUUCUUCAUUAGCAAAGAGCUUGCUUUCUCAAAUGCCUUAGCAGUUUUUUGAGAUAUGUGAGAGACGAAUUGAUUGAUGUUCUAGUUGAUGUUUCGGAAGGCUGAAGUUCUGCGUAGCUCUAGUUGUAAGACAGUUCUAGUUGUAGGGAUUUGACUAGUUGUAAGACAGUUCUUGUCGGUAAUCUAGGAGGAUUAAUACUUGAGACGCGAAUGAAUGUACACUACUGAAGAAAGGCGCAAAAAUUUCAAAUUCUAUUCUCCUCUUGCGUUGUUUUUGACUCUUGCCCUUUUUUUCCUUGGUAUCGGCUUCUUCCGACUAUCUUGUCAUAAAAGAUUCAUCCUGAAGACGAAAUAAUGACGGCCAAGCGUUUCGUUUUGUCUUCGCAUUAGGUGCUUUGUCUACGCCUGGUGCAGCUAGGAAAGAGGCAGUCUCUGUCUACCUCGCAACGGGACAAGGGAGCAUCUCUAUGGGGAGCAUCUCUAUGUCGCGGAGUCGGUUUCGGGUGCGGCGGGGACUCGUUUUGCUUUGGAUGAUACGAGUUAUUUCGACGUCCUAGCGUUUGAUAGACAAGUGGUCUGGAUCCGCCUGACGCUUUGUCGAAAACCUUGCAAUUGGACAAGAUGUGGAUGGUUCGACCUCGUGUGAUCUGGGUCACCUGCAAGUGGCUUUCCGGUUCCUAUUGCGUCUGGAUCGGCUUGCAGGUGUACGUCGGCGGUCGCGCAGUAAUCGAGGAGAUCACACUCCGGACGACCGAGGUAGCGACGCAGUUCUCGACGUUUGGAGCCAAGCAGUACCAUGCCAUGCUGGCCUUUUACCAGCUCUCACAAGCAUUGCUGAAGCUGCUGGCGCCGUUCUUUUUCGAUCUUUUUUUCGUGCUGAAAACAGCCUGGGGAAGACUCCCGCACGAGUUUCAGAUCGCGACCCUCGGCGCCAGUGCGGUCGCCUACUGCCUCUACAGCUUUCGCUGGGCACGGCACGUCGCGUUUCUGCCUAGUGCGGCUGGAAUAUGGUACUUGCACGGAAACCUCCGUGUUGUAAGCUCCUUUUUAAAGAUUGAAAACAAAGUACUAUAGAUACUCGGUUUAAAACUAAUUUGAGAUUGUGUUCAGCAUGAUUUUCAUGUAAGAUCCAAAGUACCUUUUCCGAAUAAGAAUAAAAACCGAGGCCCUUGGUCUAAAACUGAUAUAGAUACAUAGAUGAUUUCAGAAUUUGGUAGUAGGUGCAAGUGGUAGUACAGGCUUUCUUUUGAUGCCAAUUCUUCUGUGCUGUUUUUCAUCCGAAGAAUGUUCAAUGUUACCGAAUAUUUGUACAACAGGUUAUUAUCCGAGCAGCUAGAGGUACCGGAGGAGUUGUACGUUUAUUACUUCCUGCCCGUCCUAUCACAAGUGAUUCCGGUUUUGUCGUCGCUCUCCGCCUUUGCGACUAGGCGGAACUCGCCUUGCCGCCAAUGGUUGCACUACUGGGCGUUGUCGCCCCUUACUGUUUACGCCGUAGCAGCCUGGCGCGAGAGAAGCAUAGAGGGUCUUGGAGCUGCUGGUGGCGCCUUUCGAUCCGCAACAUCAAGUGGGGUCGGUUUUUCCGCUGGAAUGGGGGUUGGAGAUACUACCACAACUUCUAGCACUAGUGUUUUAUACCAGGCAUGGCAUGGGCGGCCUUUGUCUUUGUUUCUGGUGUACCUCGUCUUUUGGCAUGGAGCGGACAUCGUCUUUCAUUUCCUCUACGAAGUCCUCAUAAACCGCAUCGCGACAGCAGCAUUACGGAACGAGUUUCUCCAAAAAUUACUGAGAACAUUGUCGGAUGUAGCACUUUGGGUACUGCCAGCUUCCAUUGCUCCACGUAGAAAACCACAAGAAAGUUCUUCUGCCAUUGUUGGUGACCAUGGAACAGGAGGUUCUAGUACAUCGAGUGGACGAGCAGGUGAAAAUGGGGGUAGUCCCGAAAGAGCAUCAUCUUUUUUGGCGUCGCUCUUUGGGGGUGGCAUGCGGCAGUCUUGGCGCAUGUUUGAGAUAGCCACGAACGCUGCAGGUGCGGGGAAGUCGAUUCAAAGCGAAGUUCUUGCUGCAGUAGAGGAAGAGAAGCGCGCAGUGGAAAACGCGUCAUCCUCUAGUAAGAGUACAACAACUGGUGCUUGUGCUGAAGGUUCAUUUGGGGAUUCAUCGUCGUCAUCAGCGUCUAGCACAGGAGGAAGCACACUCAAAUCAGACACAUCUUCAGCAGCGUCAGGGAGUACUACUGACGGCAAUAAAACUAGUAGUAGUUCUGAGCCGGAAACGGUUCUCAGAUUAGUCUGGCGAGUCGCGGUGCGGUUGGCUUCCCAGAAUAGUAAGACGCUCUUGUAUGCCAGCAGUGCGAUCGUUGCCGUGGUAGCAGCCGCCUACUACGUCUACCGGUUCCUCAGCUUCGUGUCGAAGGCGGUCGUCUGGGCAUGGUUUUUCUUCGAGCUGACCAACGAACAGGCAAUAGCGAGACCAAGGAAGAAGCUGGCCACAGCGCUCUUGUUUUUGUCCGCGCAAAAGCUGUUUUCCCAACGGUGGUUUCUGAUACCCGACUUCCUCCUAGAUCUCUUCCGCAUUCCUUUGCUCCUCGUCUUCAACAUGUUUGGUACUAUAGUACCCUCUUUUUCUUGUGAUCUCAUUGUUUAAAGCUUUUAAGUAAUCAUCAGGAUGCUACUGUUGUUUCUCAAUUUUUUUUCUCUUAGUCAUUGAUCCGUGCUGUCUGAUUGAAUCCGAUGAAUUUGCUAUGCGUCUCAGAAGCUGCAAUUCCUAUUUUUACUGGUCAUUUCACGACACUACUCAUCCUCGAAAUUUUCAGGUGAAAUCAUUCUCGACAAGUUGCUGAUGACAAGUUUCGGCGACAGUGGUACCCCCACACCCAGGAAAGUGUUGUCAAAGAUUUUUCAAUCAGGGGUCGCCGGAUCUCGCGGAAGCACGAGCGAUUCUAGUCCUGACAUUUCUCCUCGCGGCGAGCACGGCGACCCUGUGAGAGGGGAAUUAGAUAUAGAUGGUGAAAAUGCCAGUCGUGCUAGACAAGAUGAUGAGACUAAAGCAGAGGCGCAUGAGGGUGAUGACGGGAAUGCGGGAGAAGAAUUUGAGAUGGUGGGCUAAUAGAAAUGCCCAACGCGCGACUGGCCUGAUUAAUUUCCAAGAAUUGUUUUUCAUCAAAUCUUUGCUGUAUUGUAAUACCACAAACUAAAACUUCUCAUUCCAUAACACGAAUUGUAUCAAACAAGUACAACAUUGUAAACUGCUUCCUGAGCAGUUGUACUGGUUCUCUUCGUCUAUAGUGAUUCUUUAACGCCAGUAAAAUCGGAUGGUGUGGAAGGAAAAGACUCAAUGGGUUAUAUGACUCGUGGAGUCCGGGAAAAACGCAAGAUUGGAAUGCGGCGUCAAAACGUUUGCAUACAUGGAG